ACACUCAAGUCCGAUCACCGCUAACUAGUACAACGGCUUUCAAAUUACACCCAUAUGUCACCAUACCCAGUCAUCAUCAUCACUGGCACUCCAGGUACUGGAAAAUCAACUCAUGCUCAACUCCUCAAAGAUGCUUCUCCUAUAACUCUGAAACACAUCAACGUCGGUCAAUUAGUAAAAGAUAAUGCUCUUCAUCACGGCUUUGAUGAGCAAUGGCAAAGUUACACCGUAGACGAAGACAAGUUAUUAGACGAACUCGAGCCUCUCGCAUCUGCUGGAGGAAUAAUCCUUGACUGGCACACUUGCGAAAUAUUCCCUGAACGAUGGGCAGAUCUAGUCGUUGUCUUACGCUGUAAUCAUACCAUCCUCUGGGAACGUCUCGAAAAACGGUGCCUACAUCUUAUCUUCUUCAGAAUCCGAGGAGAUCUAACGCGAUCUGCAGUAAUUACCCUCUUAAAAAGAUACAGGAAAACAAUGAAGCAGAGAUUAUGGAAGUUGUCCUCCAAGAAGCCCGUGACUCGUAUCCUCAGCAAAUUAUCAUCGAACUCAAAAGCGAAUCUUCUCAAGAUCUAGAAAACAACGUUGCCAAUAUCGUUGUUUGGAUAAAUCAGUGGUUAAAAGAUAACGGAAAGGAAGCCGAGGUCAAUGGUUUAUAACUUGCUUGUAUACUCGAUCAAAUCUGGU
Messenger RNA from Suillus paluster, 684 nucleotides. RefSeq names its product P-loop containing nucleoside triphosphate hydrolase protein. NCBI's taxonomy places the organism in Eukaryota, Fungi, Basidiomycota, Agaricomycetes, Boletales, Suillaceae. The record is from RefSeq and is a predicted model, not a curated record. The transcript is spliced from 2 exons. Gene Ontology annotation, molecular function: ATP binding; ATP hydrolysis activity; AMP kinase activity. Gene Ontology annotation, cellular component: cytoplasm; nucleus. The coding region runs from base 55 to 573 and encodes 172 amino acids.